Messenger RNA from Colletotrichum phormii, 1522 nucleotides. Its product is annotated as 2-nitropropane dioxygenase. Gene Ontology annotation, molecular function: nitronate monooxygenase activity. The transcript has 2 exons. Bases 190 to 1281 code for a protein of 363 amino acids. NCBI's taxonomy places the organism in Eukaryota, Fungi, Ascomycota, Sordariomycetes, Glomerellales, Glomerellaceae. The record is from RefSeq and is a predicted model, not a curated record.
GAUACACAUCGAUUCACUUUUUCCAAGAUUCCGUAUAAGACAGCGAGCUGACCCCGCUCGAUCGUCACAAUUCAGAAGGUUUCCAAUAGUGCUGUCUCACAAAGUCCCGAAAAAGUCAACAACAACCCCCUUAAAAAAUAAAAAUAAAAGGUAGACGAAAGGAGAGGAAAAAGAAAAGAAACACCAAUCAUGGCCAUCUCGAGACUGGUAUCGUGGUUCCCCCACGUCAAGGCGCCCGUCAUCAUCAACGCGCCGAUGCUGGGAUCAGCCGGCGCCGCCAUGGCAACUGAAGUUCACAAAGCUGGUGGUUUCGGGUUCAUCGCCGCGGGCUUCGACUUCUCAGAGUCCUCGGCCCAGAUGACGGACCUAGACAAGGCGCUAACCCAGGCCCGCACCCUCCUCUCGCUCCCGGCCGCCGACGACAGCGGCAGCAGCAGCGGCGCGGGAGGACUCCCGCUAGGCGUAGGCUUCAUCACGUCCCACGAGACAGCCGGCCACUUCACAGCCAACGUCCUCCCCAUCCUCGUCCGCCACAGCGUCGCAGCAGCCUGGCUUUUCGCGCCGCACCCAGAGACCAAGCCGCACGGCGACAUCAUCGCCGCGCUCCGCGGCAAGGGGACCAAAGUGUUCGUGCAAGUCGGCAACGUCGCGGCGGCGCGGGAAGCGGCCGCCGACGGCGCGGACGUCAUCGUCGCGCAGGGGGUUGAUGCCGGCGGACACCAGUUCUCGCGGGGCUGCGGCGUGGUUGCGCUGGUGCCCGAGGUGAAGGCCAUGCUGGCGGCCGAGUUCCCCGAACGGGACGUCGCUGUCGUCGCGGCGGGCGGGAUCGUGGAGGGCAGCGGGGUGGCUGCGGCGCUGGCGCUGGGGGCUGAGGGGGUUGUGUUGGGGACGAGGUUUGUUGCGACGGACGAGGCGAUGAGCGCGCAGUUGCAUAAGGAGGUUAUUGUGAGGACGAAGGAUGGUGGGGUGAGUACGUGGAAGUCGGAGUUUCAUGAUAGGUUGGUGGAUAAUAAGCUGUGGAAGGAUGGGUAUGAUGGGAGGGCGAUUGUGGGGGAUAUUCAUCGGGAGUAUCACGCUCUUGGCGGCCAGACGGCGACGGUGGAGGAGAGCCGGGAGAGGCUGCGGACGGGGUGGAGUGAGGAGGAAGGGAAGAAGAUGAUUGGGAAGUGGGCUGGUGCUGGGCUUGGGCUUAUUGAUGAGAUCAAGCCGGCUGGUGUGGUGGUUACCGAGGUGAGAGAGGCUGCGAGGAAGAGGAUUCAGGACCUGGUCGGGUCGAUUUGAAUGGAACAUGAGGGUUUGCUCUUGUUGGAAGGAUUAAGCUAGGUGUCAUUAUAUCACCAACAUCAUCAAAUCGUAUGCUCCAUAGGGGUUGCAAGAGAAUCCAUCAAUAGGGCAGUUAACACUACGCCGUGAGACGCUUGCGUUCGUCCGAGUUGUAGCAUAAAUCUAGAUGAUCUAGAUAUCGAUUUUGCAUCGAUCAGUGCCAGUAAGGACCUGUCUUCGAUUUAACUUUUGGACUCCC